AUGCCAUUCGUAAAGGAAGGCAUGCCCCUUGUGAAGGAGCCCCAGCCGCCGGCGCUGGGCCCGCUCUCCUGGUUCCUCCCCAGCCUCUUCGCUGCCUUCAAUGUGGUCCUACUGGUCAUUUUCAGUGGCCUUUUCUUCGCAUUCCCUUGCAGAUGGCUGGCUCAGAAAGGGGAGUGGGCCUUUCCUACGGUCACAGGGCUCCUCUUCAUCCUCACCUUCUUCAGUCUCAUUUCACUCAACUUCUCUGACCCUGGUAUCUUACAUCAAGGCUCCAUGGAGCAGAGCCCCAUGAUGGUGCACGUGGUGUGGGUGAACCACCGAGCCUUCCGCCUGCAGUGGUGCCCAAGGUGUGGCUUCCAUCGCCCUCCCCGGACCUACCACUGCCCCUGGUGCAACAUCUGUGUGGAGGACUUUGACCAUCAUUGCAAGUGGGUCAAUAACUGCAUCGGUCACCGCAACUUCCGCUUCUUCAUGCUACUGGUCCUGUCCCUCUGCCUCUACUCUGGCGCCCUCCUGGUCACCUGCCUGAUAUUCCUGGUUCGCACCAGCCACCUACCGUUGUCCAUAGACAAGGUCAUGGCCAUCCUGGUGGCCAUCCCUGCUGCAGGCUUCUUGAUGCCGCUCUUCCUACUGCUGCUGAUCCAGGCAUUGUCGGUGAGCGCGGCUGAGCGCUCCUACGAGGGCAAGUGUAGAUACCUUCAGGGAUACAACCCUUUCGACCAGGGCUGUGCAAGCAACUGGUACUUAACAAUCUGUGCACCGCUGGGACCCAAGUACAUGUCUGAAGCAGUCUGGCUGCAGAGAGUGGUAGCACCCGAGUGGAUGCCCGUGUCCACCCUGUGCCCUUGCGCACUGUCCCCCAGUUCUGUCUGGACCCCAGCCUCAGCCUCUGGGUCUCUAUGCACCAGGCAAGGGUCCCCCAGGGAGUGGCGAGGCUGCAGUUCUCCAGGAGGGCCAGAAUAUGAUUUGCUAGAGAGUCUUAGAAGAGGUCAUGACCGCUCCACAGGCAAUCACUUCCUCUCUGGGAUCAAGACUGUUGUUCUGCAGAACUUGCCCUUGAUUCUCAGACACACCCCACCCAGUCCCUGGCCCACAGAUAAGAACCAAGGAAUGACCCCCACCCACACCCAAAUCCUGCAGGGCUGCAAGGUGCCCGGUGCCAGCUACCUCCUAGAACUGAACCUGAGUCCCCCAGCUAAUCUCUAG
Molecule: messenger RNA, 1206 nt
Organism: Dipodomys ordii (Ord's kangaroo rat)
Lineage: Eukaryota; Metazoa; Chordata; Mammalia; Rodentia; Heteromyidae
Gene: Zdhhc19
Product: zinc finger, DHHC-type containing 19
Biological process (GO): peptidyl-L-cysteine S-palmitoylation; protein targeting to membrane
Cellular component (GO): endoplasmic reticulum; Golgi apparatus
Molecular function (GO): protein-cysteine S-palmitoyltransferase activity
Source: RefSeq, a predicted model, not a curated record